Protobothrops mucrosquamatus (brown spotted pit viper) is the source of this 2426-nucleotide messenger RNA. It is a transcript of the gene GLYR1, whose product is annotated as glyoxylate reductase 1 homolog. Lineage: Eukaryota; Metazoa; Chordata; Lepidosauria; Squamata; Viperidae. The record is from RefSeq and is a predicted model, not a curated record. The coding region runs from base 163 to 1596 and encodes 477 amino acids. The transcript has 15 exons. Gene Ontology annotation, molecular function: NAD binding; oxidoreductase activity, acting on the CH-OH group of donors, NAD or NADP as acceptor; NADP binding.
CUGGGGCGGUAUCCCCCUUGGCCAGGAAAGAUUGUUAACCCACCCAAGGACCUGAAGAAACCACGUGGGAAGAAGUGCUUCUUUGUGAAGUUUUUCGGAACUGAAGACCAUGCUUGGAUUAAAGUAGAGCAGCUGAAACCUUACCAUGCCCACAAAGAAGAAAUGAUCAAAAUUAACAAAGGCAAGAGGUUCCAGCAAGCUGUGGAUGCUGUGGAAGAAUUCCUCAAGAAAGGAAAAGGCAAGGACCAGGCGUCUUCCCAUAACUCCGCUGAAGAGAAGAACCGGCGGAAUCCCAGUGAAGAGAAGGGGAAGCAGUCAGUGGGAGAGGAGAAACACAAAGCUGGGUUGUCAGAAAAGAAACCGAAAAAGCGAGCCGCCUCUGUGUCCUCUGAGCGAGGAUCGAAACCCCCCCUGAAGAGAAUGUACAAGCAAAGCCCCCGGAAGCGAGGGCGCCCUCCCAAAGACGAGAAGGACAUGACAAUUCCUGAGUCAAGCACAGUGAAGAAAAUGAUGACUGGCACCAUGGCUGGCUUUAAGUGGCCACAGAGUGUAAGCGAGCCUGUGAAAGAUGGUGACCCUCAUUUCCAUCACUUCCUGCUUAGCCAAACUGAAAAGCCAACAGUUUGCUAUCAGGCCAUCACAAAGAAGCUGAAGGUGUGUGAAGAGGAAACUGGGUCCACUUCUAUCCAGGCAGCAGACAGCACAGCUAUCAAUGGCAGCAUCACUCCUACAGACAAGAAGAUAGGAUUCCUCGGUCUCGGCCUGAUGGGCAGUGGCAUUGUCUCCAACUUAAUAAAAAUGGGUCACACCGUCACGGUCUGGAAUCGGACCGCUGAGAAGUGUGAUUUGUUCAUCCAGGAGGGGGCACGGUUGGGAAGAACCCCCGCUGAAGUAGUCUCAACCUGUGAUAUCACUUUUGCCUGCGUGUCUGAUCCAAAAGCAGCCAAGGAUCUGGUACUUGGUCCCAGUGGAGUACUCCAAGGCAUCCGUCCAGGGAAGUGCUACGUCGACAUGUCCACCGUGGAUGCAGACACUGUUACGGAAUUGGCUCAGGUGAUUGUCUCCAGAGGUGGUCGCUUCCUGGAAGCCCCAGUCUCAGGGAACCAACAGCUAUCCAAUGAUGGGAUGCUGGUGAUAUUAGCGGCUGGAGACAGAGGCUUGUAUGAAGACUGCAGUAGCUGUUUCCAGGCAAUGGGGAAGACUUCUUUCUUCCUAGGAGAAGUAGGGAAUGCUGCCAAGAUGAUGCUGAUCGUAAACAUGGUCCAAGGAAGCUUCAUGGCCACAAUAGCAGAGGGACUGACUUUGGCUCAGGUCACCGGUCAGUCCCAGCAGACACUUCUGGACAUCCUCAAUCAGGGACAGCUUGCCAGCAUCUUUCUGGAUCAGAAGUGCCAAAAUAUCCUGCAAGGAAACUUCAAGCCUGAUUUCUACCUGAAAUACAUCCAGAAGGAUCUCAGAUUAGCCAUUGCACUGGGCGAUUCGGUUAAUCAUCCAACUCCCAUGGCAGCUGCAGCCAAUGAGGUCUACAAACGGGCAAAAGCGUUGGAUCAGUCUGACAACGACAUGUCUGCUGUGUACAGGGCCUACAUCCACUAGGCUAUCCUCUUCUCAUUGUUAAUACUAUGAUUAAUUAUAAUGAAUACUGGGUUUUAACUCUGGACCAGUCCAUCUUUGUCUCUCUCCUCCUCUCCUUUCUCCUUACUCCCACCUACUCCCCCCCUCUUUAUUUCCUUUUUAAUACAAAAAAUCUUUUUUGAGAUCUGCCACAAGGACAGUUGCUACAGUAUGCCUUCCUGUGUCAUCUGCAGCAGCAGUAGAAGAGAUUGGACAACACCCCUUGGGAGUCAUAGAAUGGAAUACCCCCCCCCCCAUAAUGCUGCUUGGCUUUAAUCCCAGUUCUCAUUGUAUGUGUAGCCCUGGAUAUGGAUGUCCCUUUACCUGGGUGGUUUUGACAAUUGGGGUGGGAUUCUGGCACACCUGUGCUCUUAUUUCCUUGGAGAAAAAGAUUAGAACAGUAGGUGUGAGAGGUAAAUUAAUAUAGCGCCUGGCUAUAGUUCCCUAACAGAAGAAGAACGGCUUGCAUCCAGGCCUUCUCCAUGGAAACAGCUUUUGUAAAUGAGAGAACGGUCUUUUACUUAAUUCCAAUUCAAAAUGAGUCUCUGACAUGCAGGAUGUCUCUGCAGGCUCUUAAUUCCCAAAUGGUUUUAUCUAUUCUGAACGCAUUUGUAAAAUGAUUUGACCUGCCUGUGCUUCACAGAAUAAGUUUGUGGAGGGCAUUUAAAAAAAAAAAAGAUAGAACUUUUAGAGUCUUCCUUCAGGUUCAUCUUGGAGAAUUAGCACCCUGAAUGUGCACAUCUUUGCUCCUAAUAUUUGCAAGGAUGAUUUGGUCUUGAGGAGUGUUGCCCAUUAGUCAGGGGGGGGGAAAA